UGGAUUAUCCGUCAUAGUCGUAGGGCUGAGAGGGCGCCCGGUUCCUGCAUAACAUUUUCCGAAGUUUAAACCAACACGGCAAUCCUUCAUGUGACACUGCAGCCUGGACCCCUUCGUAUUGCCGGCCCAGGACGCCCAUCCUUCAGAAAGUGUUCACUGCCACCAUUAUACUAUUCGGGGCGUUUGUCUUGGAAGUGGAGACGUUUGCCUGCGGCUUUCAACGUCAAUACAAAGUGCCCAUUUUCCCGAGCCUUAUUGUCGCUUGACUCAAAGCACUCGGUUUUCAGGGUCUGACGAUCGAUUGCAACGUCCUUCACUAUGGCUACUUCAUCAGAGACUUUUGCAAGCCUCCAGUUGCUGGCUGAUACAGCAACCAACACCAGUUUUCAAGAUGAAUGCGAGCGCCGAAAUGCUGUGCAGCUGGCGUAUAAGCUGCUUUCCAAGAUUGAAACUCCAUGGGAAACAAUCUCUCGAAUGUUGAUGAUCGAUCCGUUUGCGAUUGCAGCGUUGAAGACGUUGAUCAACUUGCAACUCUUCGAGAAAUGGCAGCCAGUCGGAAGCGCAAAAUCGUUGAACGAGCUUGCACAGAUCACCGGCUGUGACUCCCGACUGCUCUAUCGUCUCCUCCUCACCAUGGUCCCACAUCACUGGCUCGAAUACUGCUCAGAAACCCAUACCUUCAAGCUUACGCGCUUCACGCAAGCACUUCAAGACAAAUCGCUCGCAGCCGCAAUGACCUUCCACAGCCACGUCGUAUCUCCUGCGGCUACCAAAAUGCCGGAAUUUCUCGCUGCAACGCAGUAUGCCAACCCAGCAGAUCCAGAACAUGCACUUUGGCGUUACCACUCCGGAUCAGAGCUAGUGCCAUGGUUCCAGCAGAAUUCUGAAGCCUUCGUCAGCCUGCAUCACGUCAUGCGACUUCGCGGUAACCACAGUGCAAAGUGGACCGAAUUCUAUCCUUGGAAAGAAAAUAUCGUGGACCGCUUAGAACCAGGCACAGUGGCAUUCGUCGACAUCGGAGGAGGCGUUGGUCAAGACUCAGAAGCCUUGCGCUGCAAAGCCCCUCAAAACUUUCCAGCUGGCAGCAUCGUCCUCCAGGACCUCACAGAAGUCGUCGAUCGCGCCGAAGCGGCAGGCGAGUCCAUCGUCCGAACGAGUCACAACUUCUUCGAACCACAACCAGUCCUCGAAGCAGCCGUAUAUUUCAUGCACCUGGUCCUGCAUGACUGGCCGGAUGACGAAGCGAAGAAGAUCCUCGCAAAUCUCAAGCCUGCGUUCAGACGCGGAUACAGUCGAUUGCUGAUUAACGAUAUUGUGCUUUCGGCUAGCAUGGACACCAUGGUCUCUGCUAGUGAUCUGCAUAUGAUCAUGAAUGGCGCACAAGAGAGAACCAAGGAGGAAUGGCAGUCGCUGCUCGAGAGCUCCGGUUUUCGUAUCACAAAGUGGUACUUUUCGCCGCUGUCCGAACAGGCCUUGAUUGAAGCUGAGCUUGCCUGAGGACUCUGCGUGCGACUUGCUUUUGUGCGAAUUUUCGUGAUACCCUUGCUGCUGUGUAAAUGUCUAUAGUAGAUGAGCCUCGCUGCAAUGAAGUACACUCACACUACCAAAUUUUGUGCUUUGCCA
Messenger RNA from Cercospora beticola, 1623 nucleotides. RefSeq lists its product as uncharacterized. Gene Ontology annotation, molecular function: O-methyltransferase activity. Lineage: Eukaryota; Fungi; Ascomycota; Dothideomycetes; Mycosphaerellales; Mycosphaerellaceae. The record is from RefSeq and is a predicted model, not a curated record.